Molecule: messenger RNA, 879 nt
Organism: Aspergillus bombycis
Lineage: Eukaryota; Fungi; Ascomycota; Eurotiomycetes; Eurotiales; Aspergillaceae
Product: bZIP transcription factor
Exons: 1
Coding region: 1-879 (292 amino acids)
Biological process (GO): regulation of transcription by RNA polymerase II
Molecular function (GO): DNA-binding transcription factor activity, RNA polymerase II-specific; RNA polymerase II cis-regulatory region sequence-specific DNA binding
Source: RefSeq, a predicted model, not a curated record
AUGACUUCAAUCACCGUGGUACAAUCACCGUUUCUAUGGGACCUGGCUCCUACUUUCCCACAGCUAUCAUCCUGCUUCAAACACCCCACAAAUGAGCGUCAGCAGCCGAGCUUGGAGAACAUCAAUCCGUACGAGGCAUGGCCUAAAUAUAGCAACCCCACUCCCUUUGCCAUGUGCAAUGCAGACCAGUCAAGCCUCGCACGUCCACAGCCGGUUUUGAAUGCGAUGCCUCUGGCAGGGGCGACUUUACCCGUUCACACAACCACCCACUCGAUCAAUGGCGAGCUGAAAGGAAGUGCACAAAACACGGCCGUUCCGGAGCCAGAUGCAAAGGAGCCUUCACACACAUUUACAAAUCACGACAAGAUAAACAAAGAUUGGAAGGCAAGACGAGACAAGAUCCUCCAGCGUAACCGCCAAGCUGCCAAACGAUGCCGUCAGCGGAAGAAGCUGGUGGUAGAGGAAAUCGAAUUCCUUGCCGAUGCGCAUGCCUGGAGGAAUAGUGAGCUCCGGAUGCAAAUUGAACAACUUCGCUAUGCAAUGCUGGACCUCCACAGCGAGAUACUGAAACACGCACAGUGCGAUGACGAGCCAAUCAAGCGAUAUCUUGCGCAGAGGGUUAGAAAAAUCUCAGAGGAACAUACAGACGACUCUGCUAGUCCUCAUCCAAUAGACCCGCGGCUGUCUUCAUCUUCCUUUGCAGCAGGACCCAAACAACACUCAACUACUAAGACUACGGCAUACCCCGAGGCGGGUGGUUCUCAGUGUGACUCGCAGGGGUUUGCAGAGACUUUUCCUUGCCACCAUUCAAUCUCAACUUCAGUUUCUUCGGAUGGACAAACUGUGGACCACACUUUAUUCGAAAUGAUCAACUAUUGA